AGCACUCAGUAGUGUUUCUAUUCAAUACAGAAUAACCGGUGUGACGGUAUAUCAUUAUGCUCGGUGUAUAUUACGGAAAUAAGUGAACCGAGAACAAAUUAAAUUCAUGUAGCAUAAUUAAUGUACUUUAUUAUAUUAAUAAACAAUAGUACCAGUGAUUAAAGCAUAAUGAAAGGAAAAUUAUCAUCGGCUCUAAUACGACAAUUCACUAUAGCUACUCUGGUAAAUUUAGUUUCACUGACAGCUGGUGUGAGUAUGCUGUGGUCUUCUCCAAUGCUCGUUAAACUCCGGAAUGGAACAGACACUCCGUUAUCAAGACCCAUCACACAGGAAGAAGGCUCAUGGAUAGUCUCCGGAGGGUAUUUGGUUGCUUGCAUAACAAAUUUACUAGCCGGGACAUUGUUAGAUAAAAUAGGAAGGAAGUACUCCAUCAUUUUAAUUACCAUACCAAGGAUAUGUGCAUCCAUAUGGACGAUAUUUGUUACCGAGGUGUGGAUGUUGAUAUUUUGCCGAAUGGUCAUGGUGUCGACUGAUAAUUAUAUUUAUGUAGUAAUCCCAGUAUACGUAUCAGAAAUAGCUAAUGUGAGUAUAGCUUUCAAAGAAUUUCGUGCAUCUCUUGGUACGUUCUUACACAUACUUGCCUGCAUAGGUAUUGUUGCAACUCUCUCAAUCGGUCCAUUUGUAUCUUAUACAAUCUAUAACUGCUUAGUAGCUGGUGUGAUAGUAUUGACGUCUAUACCGCUACUUUUUCUACCAGAAUCUCCUGUCCAUUUAUACACGACAGGUCGUACGGAUGAUGCCAUAAAUGUCCUGUCUAAAGUCCGUGAAACUGAUGUACAGGUCAAACAAGAGAUUGAAGACUAUAAAUCUAGCAAGAAAGAAAAAAUAGCUAAGUUGGCCUUAAUGAAGGAUAAAACAUUUCUGAAGUCACUUUCAUUGGGCAUUCUGGUCUGUGGCGGCUGCAAUGCCGUAGGAUACAAUGCAGUGGAAUUUUAUUUGCAAACGAUUUUGGAAGCAACGCACUCCAGCUUAAUGCCUGAGGUAGCAUCAGUUAUAGUUGGCUGCAUCCAACUGAGCGCUGCUGUUUGCACAUCCUUUUUUACAAAAAUGUUUGGGAGACGACCUAUUUUAAUUUAUUCCCUCAUUGGCAUGUUGUGUGGUAUGCUCGGAUUGGGAGUUUUCUUCACAUAUAGUACCAGGGAAGGUUAUGUUAUCUCUGGCUUCCUUAACUACCUUCCUAUCAUAUCUUUAAUACUUGCUACAUACAGUUUCAAUAUUGGAAUCGGCUGUCUUCUUUUCAUAGUUACUGUUGAAUUAUUUGAAGGAAGAACGCGAGCAUUUGGAUAUACAAUAUGUUUUACAUUCUUCUUACUAAGCGCGUUCAUAACAACUAAAUAUUUAGAGGCUAUGUUCCACGCCUUCGGUUAUUCUGGGACGUACUGGUUCUUCAGUGCAAUGUGUUUAAUUAUUUGUACUUUAAUUGUCUUAUUCGUGCCCGAAACUAAAGGGAAAACGAUAACUGAGAUUCAAAUUGCAUUAGGCAACAAGAAAAUUGAGGCUGAGGUUGGGAAUAAGUAAAUUAAUACUUAACCACUGUAGAUAAAAUCAUAGUUAUUAGAUUUCUGAAGUGAUACGUCUAUCGUGAUACUUUGUUUAAGUAUUUUCGAUGCAAUUUUUUAUGAACAUUUCCUCAUCAUCAUCAUCAUCAUCAUCAUUUCAUUGCCUAUUUAUAUUAUUUACCCAGCUGUUAUAUUUGAAAAUUCUUUUCUGCAAACCUAAAAGGAUGAGUUACAAGGUUCAUUACAACGUAAACUGAGAACCUCACUUAUUUUUAAUUGAUAAAAAACUGUUAAUCAAUUUUAUAUUUAGACAUGUACAUAUAUUUUCAAUAAAUGUUGAUAAAAU
This is a messenger RNA of Danaus plexippus (monarch butterfly), 1905 nucleotides long. RefSeq names its product facilitated trehalose transporter Tret1-like. Gene Ontology annotation, molecular function: transmembrane transporter activity. NCBI's taxonomy places the organism in Eukaryota, Metazoa, Arthropoda, Insecta, Lepidoptera, Nymphalidae. Gene Ontology annotation, cellular component: membrane. The record is from RefSeq and is a predicted model, not a curated record. Gene Ontology annotation, biological process: transmembrane transport. The transcript has 7 exons. Bases 169 to 1578 code for a protein of 469 amino acids.